This is a messenger RNA of Cercospora beticola, 2392 nucleotides long. RefSeq names its product Zn(II)2Cys6 transcription factor. Gene Ontology annotation, biological process: positive regulation of transcription by RNA polymerase II. Gene Ontology annotation, cellular component: nucleus. Lineage: Eukaryota; Fungi; Ascomycota; Dothideomycetes; Mycosphaerellales; Mycosphaerellaceae. The record is from RefSeq and is a predicted model, not a curated record. Gene Ontology annotation, molecular function: zinc ion binding; DNA-binding transcription factor activity, RNA polymerase II-specific; transcription cis-regulatory region binding.
CACUUCCCGUCCAUGGAUCUCUUGCCGACGCAAUUGAGCUGAAUGCCCCCAACAGCGGCGCGGCGGUGUGCGAAAGGACCUCAGACGGUAUACUUGCUGCUGAACCCUCCAUGAGUGGCUUUUCGGGCACUUUGAGAUUGCUUUGGGCGAUCAACGCUGGAAAUGGCCCAAGAACCCUCUGAACGGGCCUGCGAUAGGUGCAGAGAACGACGCGUAAAGUGCGACAAAACGCAACCGACAUGUCUGCGAUGUGAGAAGCUGGGCAAGCCAUGCCCAGGCUACGACAAGAAACGCAAGUUCGUUGAUGAGGGCGUGACGCUGCGAAAGAAGUACCAAAGCUCGGGCGACCGGCCUCCAGGCGACGACAAGGUUAUUUCAUCUCCACACCCCAAUUCUGCAGUUGCCCAGGCAAGUAGUAAUGGCGAUCAUGCGCAGUUCAGCACAGGGUCGCCGGCCAUAGCAGUGCCAAACAACCUACCUGGAGCGCUCGGGACACCAGGAAAGACUGAAGCUUCGCCUGCACUUCCUACGUUUGGCACACCGAGCCAUGCCAUACUCGCACAGCGCACUGGGCCUGGCGGCACAGUUCUCCCAAACGUAGCAGCGCCGCAUGUUGAGCCCGCAGACGCAAUGCUCCUUUCAGAGCCGCCUAUGCAGGUGGCUUUCACGACUGACGAUGCAAUGCUAGACGAAUUAUGGAAAAACGAGCAUUUCGACCCCCAGUUCUUCGACUUGCAGCCAGACGCAUACUACUCUGCUGCUGGCAAUACCUGCGGGUUCUUGCCCAACAUACCUGAAAUUGUGGAUGAGGUCGAUCAGAGUGACAUUCUGCUGAGCAAUUCAGCUUCUGGAACACCACUCUCAACUGGAAUAUUUUCCGGAUCAUUCUCAGAUAGUAAUCUAUGGGCGCCCGAAUCGCAACUGAACACGAGCGCUCUAAUCACUAGCGAGCGAGAUCACGAAAUGGCCUAUCUGAUAAGACACUUUACGGAGGCGAUAGGUCCCUGGAUGGAUCUUUUUGAUAGAGACAAACAUUUUACGCAUCUAGUACCGCUCAAAGCUCUCAGAGAUGCCCUAUUACGUAACGCCAUAGCCGCAGUUGCAGCGAAGCAGCUGGGUCGUGUCAAAGGCCAGAAGCCCUUUACAGGCCGACAGUCGCAGAAACCUUCAGCUAUGGAAGUCCUCGAUGAUGGAACAACGGAAGUGGACUGGUUUUACAAGGCCGCAAACUAUUACGACAAAGCAAUCGCAUUCUCACGUCAAUAUUUACAAGCAGUAUCUGGUGAGCUCAGUAAUCCUCCGAGCCCCAAUACACAGAUGGCUGUCUCGUUGGCCAACUCCGAUGACCUCUUGGUCGCAGUGUCCAUCUUUUCGCUGUACGAGUCCCUGGACAAUUUAGAAACUGGCUGGCUACAACAUCUUGCGGGCCUGAAAUCGUUACUUGGGGCAGUGAGCCCGACACAGCAGGUACAGAAUCAAGUGGUGCCCUCACUGACAGUAGGACGACUGGCCUCAUUUUGGAACUUUGCAAGAGCAGAUUAUCAAGCAGCUUAUCUCAACAAGCAAACGACUCUUCUCAAUACCGAGGACUUUGCAUUAUGGCAUAGCUGUGGGCUGGAAAUUCAACAAGAUGGCAGCCUAUACAAGUCCACAGAUUUCGUCAAGAACGAUCCCACGCACAGCCGCGCAUUGGCCGAGCUAGUAGCACACACACUUCUCUGGCUUGUGCUUCGAGUCAUGAACUAUCUCGCCAGUGAUGAAAACUCGAGCGCUCGACAAUCACAAUGGGAGAUGCUCACGCGCCAGCUAGACCACUGGUACGGCAACCUACCAGACACUUUUCAACCCUGCGCCCACAUACGACAUCCCGCUUCAGGACGAACAAUGCGCUCUCAACUCUUCGAAGCAUUCUUCAGCAUUGAUGUAUGCGCCGCCGCAAUGCAAUUAUACCACUUCACUCGAAUCCUGCUCCUCCUUCAUCGCCCAAUAACAACAGCGACCGAACGCAGCGCUUUCCGAAAUCGUCUGAAAGCCUAUAGAGAAGUCUCCACAGAAGCGAUCAGACAUGCGCAUGAGAUCAUUGGUAUCGCACUGGGGAGACCGCAUCCUGCGAUUCGAGUGGAGAUGUUACUACCGCUUUCCAUUGCAGGAGCAUGUUUAGAAGAGAACGACGAAAGGAAAGUCGUGCUCGAAUUGCUGCGCGCUAUUGAGCAAGACACGGGGCAUUCGACGGGCACGCGUUGUGAGGAACUGAUGCAAGAAUGGGGUUGGGCGCAAGAGCCCGAAGGGAUAGCCUAGAGAGAAGGAAAUCAUGAUUACUUAAACAAAAUCACAACUCGAUACCACGACGAAAAGAACAUAACGUCACCUCUUCGCACACUUCAAAACCGAG